Camellia sinensis is the source of this 984-nucleotide messenger RNA. The record is from RefSeq and is a predicted model, not a curated record. Lineage: Eukaryota; Viridiplantae; Streptophyta; Magnoliopsida; Ericales; Theaceae.
AUGGAUGAGAAUAUCAAUGACUUUGACGAUGAGAGUAAUGAUGAGCUUGAAUUGUACGUAGUACUGCAAGUUGUAAUGCAAGAGCUAUUUGCCUUAUGCACUGUAGCUUCUGUUGUCAUUCAAGUUAUCUUGAAGAAGUAUUUAUCUAGGUAUCCACGUAAUCUUAUUAGAGGACCCAAUCGAUUGCAAGAACAAAUGGAUCAUAUUAACCGUUUAGUGAGAGAAAGUGACAUAACAUGCAUUGAACAACUCCGUAUGGAUCGUCGUUCUUUUAUGACUUUGUGCAAUAUGAUUCAUGCAAUUGGUGGGUUAGGACCUUCAAAACAUGUCACUUUAGAAGAGAAGGUGGCCUUCUUCCUAUUCAUUUUGGCACAACAUUUGAAAAUACGAAAUGUUAAGUUCAAUUUCUAUAGAUCUGGACAGACUGUCAGUCGAUAUGUCAAUGAUGUGUUAAAGGCUGUGCUACGCCUGCAAGCCAACUUACUUAGUACACCAAAUCCUAUUACCGAAGCAAACACAGAUCCACGGUGGAAUUGCUUCCAGAAUUGUCUUGGAGCACUUGAUGGCACCUAUAUUAGAGUUCGUGUACCCCUGAUUCAUCAAGGAAGAUAUAGGACAAGAAAGGGAGAUAUUGCUACUAAUGUUCUAGGAGUUUGCUCCCAACAAAUGAAUUUCAUAUAUGUGUUGCCGGGGUGGGAAGGGUCAGCGGCCGACUCUAGGGUUUUAAGAGAUGCGAUCAAUCGGCCUAAUGGCGUAAGGAUUCCAAAUGGUUACUACUACCUAGUGGACGCGGGCUAUACAAAUGGGCAAGGAUUCUUAGCACCUUACCGUGGUCAGCGAUACCAUGUGUCUAUUUGGAGAGAAGGGGCAACUCCAAGUAAUUACCAAGAAUAUUUCAAUAUGAAACAUGCACAAGCCAGGAAUGUCAUAGAAAGGUCUUUUGGAUUGUUGAAAAUGAGAUGGGCAAUACUUCGCAGUGCAUGA